This is a messenger RNA of Agrilus planipennis (emerald ash borer), 725 nucleotides long. RefSeq names its product ejaculatory bulb-specific protein 3. Bases 48 to 440 code for a protein of 130 amino acids. The record is from RefSeq and is a predicted model, not a curated record. NCBI's taxonomy places the organism in Eukaryota, Metazoa, Arthropoda, Insecta, Coleoptera, Buprestidae. The transcript is spliced from 2 exons.
AUUAGUAGUUAAUUCCUAUGCAGUUUGCACAAGUGUUAUAAGUGAAAAUGAAGGCGUCUGUUGUUUUUCUUUUUGCUGUUGUCUUGUCAUGCAUCGCCUAUGCGAUGUCUGCGACCAAAUACACGACCAAAUACGACAACAUCGACCUGGACGAGAUCCUGAAGAGCGAUCGCCUCCUGGGAAAUUAUGUUAAAUGCUUGAUGGAGGAAGGAAAAUGUACUCCUGAUGGAGCUGAAUUAAAAAAGGUUCUACCCGAUGCCCUUAAACACAAGUGUGACGGUUGCAGUGAUAAGCAAAAGCAAGGUAGCAAAAAAGUGGUUAAUUUCUUGAUUAAGAAUAAACAGGAUUGGUGGAAAAAAUUGGAAAAGAAGUAUGAUCCCGAAGGUCAAUAUGUUAAAGAUUACAAAGAUGAACUAGAAAAGGAAGGAAUUAAAUUGUAAUUUGUCAAAUGCUGAAACUAUUUCCAUCUAAAACUCGAAAAUUAGUAAUACCAAACACUGUUAAGCAUUUGCAUCAUGCAGAAUUUUUUUGCGCAACGUUUAAAAAAAAACGUAAACGUAGUACUUGUUCUUCAUAGAUUGAGAUGAAAAAAGUGAGUUUUCUUGCCAUUUAAUAUUAAAAUGUAAAUGACAUACAAUUUCUUCAAUAAAAUUAGUAGUUACAGUAGUUAAAAGCAACUAAUUUGUAAACAAUAUCUGCUGUUAAAUAUAUUUAACAACUUUGAA